AUGCGACGUACUCAACACCAUGGUAUAGCGAAAAAUUCUCGCCGAAAAUCCCCACUCCUCGAGUUCUCGGCGCUCGGUCAGACAUCUCGGUCCUGCAUCAUUUGUCACCGACGAAAGGUUCGUUGCGACCGCAAAGAACCUUGUUCUAAUUGCGUCCGUCACGGCUCCACAUGUCAAUACCCAGAGACUUCGGCCCAGGAAUCGCCGAGGAAGCCGCCGUCGUUGCAAGACGUGACUGAUCGAUUGGAAAGGGUGGAAUCACUUCUGCUUGAGGUGUUGAAUAAAGGUAGAGCAGGCAUCCAACCUUCAGUUCCUACAAAGGAUCUUAAUGAGGUUCCCCAAGCCUCUGCCGAUCCACUUCCCACUCUCAGAAGGCCGUGGGAAACACUUCUUACAGAUGGGAAGAGGGUUCAAUAUGUGGACAACACAAAUUUGCUGGACCUAUUUCAAGAUGAAAAUCGAAUCAAUCCACCAGAAAUACAGCCAUCUCAACGGAUCGCCUCAAAAAGAGGUCGUAACCUGAACCUGACUGUAGGGCUUCCAUCUGUCGUUACAGAUAACAGCGCCGAUUGGCAUCAAUUGUAUCCCGAUACCCAGCUGGCACUGAUAUUAUGGACCACAUACAUUGAGAAUGUAGAUCCUGUUCUCAAGAUCCUCCAUAUUCCCACCAUGCAAUCGGCCAUGAUCAAUGUGAUAUCGCAAUCACAGCCCAAUAGUUACUCCAUGAGUGCGCUAGCUUUUGCAGUGUACUUUGCUGCUGUGACCAGCUUGUCCGAGGAUCAACUCCCGCACUUGACAACAGAGGAUCGAGAAGUGAUGCUCCAGAAAUACAAAAAGGGAAUAAAUCAAGUUAUCACGGAGGGUCAGCUGUUCAAUGAGCCAGAUCUGACUGUCCUCCAGGCACUCGCCAUUUUUGCUACUAGUUUGAGAGUCCACGACAACAGCCGGACAGUCUGGAUUCUUAUUGGAACCACAAUAAGGCUGGCGCAGUCGAUCGGAAUCCACAGAGAGGGGGCGUCCUUACGGCUAAGCCCAUUCGAAAGCGAGAUUCGACUUCGUCUUUGGUGGCAUCUUUGUUUACUAGAUUCCAGAGCACCUGAAGACCACGGAUUCGCAAGGAUAGAGAGCUUCAACCACGAUUUGAGGCUUCCUCUCAACAUCGAUGACAACCAGCUGUUUCCGGCAAUGGAGAAACUGCCGUCGGACUCUGAAAAUUGGACAGACACUAGCUUUGCCAUUAUUCAGCUUGAGGUUGCUAGGCUACUUCACCAGGUGCUAGGGGAGAGAACAAGGAACAUCGACAUUCUACAGGAGCUCACGGAAAAGCGGAAAAUCGUUGACAAUCACAAAGCGUGGAUUGAAAAAAGGUUCUUCCCUAAAGGCAUCUGUUCUACGCUACAGAAGGCAGCCUCGAGUCAUUAUUAUGCCGCUUCGUCAAAGAUGGAUUUCAUGCUUGAAGUAAGAGAGGAUCUACGCGUCAACAACCAUCGAGCAUGUCCUCGCGCGGUUCACCAAGGUCUCAGCGAAAGGCCUUUCAGAUCAGCUUGCGAAACACUCCGAAAGGGAUGGUCUUUGCUGAGCGGCGAAAUUUCUCCCAAGUUUGUCUGGGUCUUCAAGGCUUAUACGCAGUGGUAUGCACUGGCUUAUGUUUUGAGAUACCUGUGCGCAUUCCCGUCCAGGCCUGGGACAAGAGAAGCGCGAGUCCUCGUUAACAAAACCUUCGGCACGAUAUCCAGCGGCUUGCAUGAGCAUAACUCUAGUAAAAGCAAUAUUUGGCGAUGCUUGCUAUGGUUACAACGCCAGGCAUCAGAUGCCGAAACGAAUACAGGAGGCACUUCGGUUGAUCACCAAAACCAUGUUACUGGCCAUGAUGGCAUGGAAGUAGUGGCAGAUAAGCCUGCUUCUCAUAACCAGCCCGGAUCUCCACUGCCAUCUCAUAAAACAAUAUCAAGACACGACAAUAAGAAUUUACCCGCAUCAAACGGCUUAGACAUGUCAAGCAUGCUAGAUCACUCGAUAGGGAUGUACCAAGAUCCCGAAGUCGAAUGGCAAGAUGGGGAUUUCGCCUUUGGAGAUUCGAUCGCCCCAGAAAUGCUAUACUUGCCAGAGUGGAGUGAUAUUGUCAAUAGAGGGUUUGGAUAA
This is a messenger RNA of Clonostachys solani, 2142 nucleotides long. The record is from the annotation of a GenBank genome assembly. Lineage: Eukaryota; Fungi; Ascomycota; Sordariomycetes; Hypocreales; Bionectriaceae.